UCGUUUCGUACAUGUUCAGAAUGGGAAGUAAAACAGGAGGCAAUACCGAGCCUAUGCCAUUUGUGCGGAAGUGGGGCGCAGCAGCAGCGGCCUCCGCCAAUGGUUCAGAAGAAGGUGUCAUGAAUGGACCUCCACCUCCACCUCCAGAAAGUGCAACAUCAGAUCAUGAUACCUCGACACAUUCAAAUCGUGAUCGCAGCCGUUCUCGUUCACGCGAUCGCAGAGAACGCAGAGAACGUCGUAGACGAUCGCGGUCUGGAGAUCGUGAUCGCCACAGAAGGCAUAGAAGUCGUUCCAGAAGACGUAGUAGAUCGCGGGACAGGAAACGGUCAAGAAGUAGAAGUAAAGGUCGCUCGCGAGAUCGUUCCCGCGAUCACUCGUCGCCGGUUAUUACUGUCCCACCUGCACCCAUCCAUAAAGAACCGGUCAUAAAUCCUUUGAUGAGACCUGAAAUUGCGCUAGCUGGAGCGGAUGGAGUUCCGGGCAGUGAAAAUACACUGACAGAAAGGAAGCGCGAGAGGAAGUCACGUUGGUCGGUGACUAAGAGUUUUGUACCAGGAAUGCCUACAAUCUUGCCGUCCAACUUAACAGACGAUCAGAGGACCGCCUAUCUUCUUCAACUGGAGAUCGAAGAUGCAACGCGAAAGCUACGUUUGGGCGAUUUUCUUGGACCAGCUGAUCCAGCGCAAAGAAGUCCGUCACCUGAGCCGAUCUAUGACAGUAAUGGCAAAAGGCUGAAUACAAGGGAGGUACGAAAGCGGCAAGAACUUGAGCAACUGCGGCACGAGAAAAUUCAAGCAUUGCUGAAAAUUAAUCCCAACUUCAAACCACCAGCAGACUACCGCGCUCCAAACAUUCGGCUACAUGACAAGGUAUGGAUACCGCAAGAUGCUCAUCCUGAACUCAACUUUGUUGGUCUACUGAUUGGACCUCGAGGAAAUACGCUGAAAAGUCUUGAGGCAGAAACAGGAGCGAAAAUUAUCAUCAGAGGUAAAGGAUCAGUUAAAGAAGGCAAGCUUGGCAGCAGGCUUGGCCCUAUGCCAGGAGAAAAUGAGCCUCUACAUGCUUAUGUCACUGGAACUGACCAGGCAACGAUAAAGAAAGCUUGUGAUAAGAUUCGCUCAAUCAUUGCUGAAGCGACUGCUAUACCUGAUGGUCAAAAUGAGCUACGGAAACUGCAAUUAAGAGAGUUGGCUCUGCUGAAUGGAACCCUUAGACCAGAAGAUCUCGCCAGUGGUGCUCGUUGCUCCAAUUGCGGAUCUGACGAACACAAGACCUGGGAAUGCCCAGAUGCCCCCAAUGUCACCGCUAAAGUGGUGUGCAUGGCUUGCGGAUGCGCUGGACACAUUGCGCGUGAUUGUAAAAAUCCGCGACCUGGAGGAGCAGAAGCUGCUGGGGAUGGUGGCAUGGACGACGAAUACUCUGCGCUUAUGGAAGAACUUGGAGAACGACCAGCUCGCAAUGCGGAUGGUUCUAUCCGAGGCCGUGGAGCAGCUACGUUCCGUGGCGCAACCAGAGGAACCAGUUUCUUCCCUCGCGGUGCUCUAACCAGUCAGCAGCCUGUCAUAAGAGUCAACUUGAGCACAGCUGCGCAACAGAAUGCGAUGAUGACAGGAAUGAUGCCUCCGCCACCGGGCAUGAGACCUCCAUAUGGAAUGACGCCGCCUACUGCUGACCCUUACCAACCUCAAGGAUUCUUUGCCAGUCCAGGUGCUAGAGGACGUGGAGCUGGAGCUGCAGCAUUCAGAGGAGGUUGGUAUGGAGGAGCGACGUCGAUGCCGUUACCGGUUCCACCACCGCCACCACCACCAACGGGUGGAUUCCCACCUCCUCCCCCUCCUCCACCCCCAGCUCCACAAACGGACCUUUCAAGGAUCUUAUCGGCACCAGCUCCGCCACCUCCUCCACCUCCCCCACCCCAGCAGUAA
Molecule: messenger RNA, 1928 nt
Organism: Cylicocyclus nassatus
Lineage: Eukaryota; Metazoa; Nematoda; Chromadorea; Rhabditida; Strongylidae
Source: the annotation of a GenBank genome assembly